GGUGGUGAGUCAGUCGCUCCACGACGCUAGCUCAUUGUCAGUCGCGGAUCGGGUGAGUCAGUCUCACACGGGACACGGGUUGCGCGUGAGGUACGGUGCAAUACCCCGUUGAACCGGGAAGACGAGUGAGAGAGGGAGAGAGAGAGAGAGAGAGAGAGUGACGCGCGUUUCCUUCACCGCGGUUGGAAUUGCGCGUGAAUAUCUUUGUUGCGAGCCGCGCGCAGGAUCGAGGGUCCCAUUGUUCGAGGCGAGGCGAUGAUCCCGUGAGGGAAAAGACGAUAUACAUCCUGGAUCUCCCUCGUACCGACUCCAGCAGCAUGUGGAAACCCUUCGAGGCUGGCAGCUCGCCCAUCGACUGGUGCGAGCGCAACUACAACAUCUCGCCCAGCAUCGCGGAGUUCAUGAACACGUUGAGCAAUGUAGUCUUCGUGUUGCUUCCACCCGUGCUCAUGCACCUGUUUAGAGAUUACGCACGCUUUGUGAAUCCAGGAAUUCACAUAGUCUGGUUCUUACUGAUGAUAGUCGGACUUACUAGCGCGUAUUUUCACGCUACUUUGUCUUUGAUAGGUCAACUAUUAGAUGAAUUGUCUAUUUUGUGGGUGUAUAUGGCAGGCUUCUGUAUGUUCUUUCCCAGAAGAUAUUUCCCCAAUGUCGUACAUAACAACAGAAAGCUCUUCUCUAUAUGCGCAACGUUGCCCACUUUAAUCGCUACCGGCUUGGCCUUAAUACAUCCGGCCGUAAAUGCUUUCGCAUUGAUGAGCUUGGGUAUACCAGCGAUCGGAUUCUUGAUCCUAGAACUGAAGAGGACUACCUCGAUAAGAGUAUACAGACUGGGUUUGCGAUGCGGCGCCAUGUGGAUACUGGCGGUGACCUGUUGGCUGAACGAUCGUCUAUUCUGCGAUACCUGGCUGAGUCUGAACUUCCCGUAUCUCCACGCGCUGUGGCAUCUAUUCAUCUUUAUUGCGAGUUACACCGCAGCGGUGCUUUUUGCAUAUUUCGCUGUGCAAGAUGAGAAGCCGCAGCAAUUGCCGGUGCUCAGGUAUUGGCCGAGGGACGACUUCGAACUCGGUAUACCAUACGUGACUAUUCGAAGUUACACGAGUACGAGCUAUAAUAUGAAUAUAUAGCUUCCGCAAUAGCUCCGAGAUCGUUAAUAUCGUGAAUACAUUAUUUAUUACGAUGGUACGCCUGUAUGGAGAGAACAAUUUUACUGCGGUAUCUAAAAAUUUAAUUGGAUACAGAUUAGAAAAUAAUUGUAUGUUGGACCCAUUAAAAUAUUUAUGUAAAAUGCUCAAGUAUCAAUAAUAUUACUGCAAACAAGUUUUGUUACUCUAUCGAUCAGUUUAAAUAUCCAAUUUUUCCAACUGCAUAAUUAUUUUCAGAUCUGUAUGUGUAUUUCAGAGAAACUGUUCUUUCUGUAUAAUCUUUGGAUUUUAUGCAAUAUUCAGCGUUUAAAUGAAAUGCGCAGAUACACGGUGCGACGUCACGCGAUUUAUAUAGAUAUUAAUUAUAUCUUAUAUAAUUAAGUUAUAACUCGUUUUAAAGAAUCGAUGAUAAAGUCAUGAAAAAGAUUAAAUUUUAUAUCGUAAGAAAAUGAAAAAAGUAUAUAAGAAAUUUCUAUAUAAAUGGCACUGAAUACUUAAGGUAAAGUGAUAAUUUCAGAAAUCACUGAAUGAGCAAUGUGAUUUGAGACAUUCUAAUUUACUGAAUAUGCGUUUCAUUUAACAUACGAGACGAUUGAAAAUAUCAAUGACUAACGAGUAGAUUACAUAUCCUGUGUAGCCUAAUAUUUCUACCUGACAAUUAGCUUUUCUCCAAUUUCCUUUCCUUUUACUUCCUGUGAUGUUAAAGUAUUUAAAAAAUCUGAAAUAGAUCUUGAAAAGGGGUAUAUAGCUUUACAAAAAAAAAACUUUUGUUUCAUUGUUGAGGAUGUAAACGAUGCAAUAAGUUCUGUACAUAAAAGCGAAAUGAUUAAUUCCUCAAUACUCACGAGACAAAGCGGGUAUAGAAAAAAAAUCCCAGAUAUUUAUUAUUACAUAUGUACAUUAGCGGAUUAGAAAUUAUUUAUGGAAUGAUUACAUUGUGAUAUGUGUACUCUUGUUAACUUUUUUAUAAAGGACUAUUUUAUAAAUGUGCUCUAACGAAUUGUUAUUAAGAAUCAUGCGUAUGUAUUUUAUAUUUUAAGUACUGGAAACGCAUAAAGAUAUAAGCAUAGAA
This is a messenger RNA of Solenopsis invicta (red fire ant), 2217 nucleotides long. It is a transcript of the gene bwa, whose product is annotated as alkaline ceramidase. NCBI's taxonomy places the organism in Eukaryota, Metazoa, Arthropoda, Insecta, Hymenoptera, Formicidae. Gene Ontology annotation, molecular function: hydrolase activity, acting on carbon-nitrogen (but not peptide) bonds, in linear amides. The transcript has 4 exons. Gene Ontology annotation, biological process: ceramide metabolic process. The record is from RefSeq and is a predicted model, not a curated record. The coding region runs from base 318 to 1127 and encodes 269 amino acids. Gene Ontology annotation, cellular component: membrane.